Molecule: messenger RNA, 264 nt
Organism: Peronospora matthiolae
Lineage: Eukaryota; Oomycota; Peronosporomycetes; Peronosporales; Peronosporaceae
Source: the annotation of a GenBank genome assembly
AUGGUGGCCAGACAAGUGUACAACCUAUCGCCUUCUUUGAGUCACAUGCUGGGCAAGAGGGAACUCACUCGUCCAGCUGCUAUGAAGGAAUUUUGGGCCUACGUGAAGCAGCACGAGCUGCAGGACCCUAAAGAUGGACGGAUAAUCCAUUCGAACCAAGAGAUGAGAGGAGUGUUUCAGGUCGACCAGAUUGGCUUGACCCAAGUCAUGGGGCUCAUAUUCAAGCACCUGGAGAAAAAGCCUGAACAGCCAAACCAACUGUGA